Molecule: messenger RNA, 2065 nt
Organism: Girardinichthys multiradiatus
Lineage: Eukaryota; Metazoa; Chordata; Actinopteri; Cyprinodontiformes; Goodeidae
Gene: slc7a6
Product: solute carrier family 7 member 6
Exons: 10
Coding region: 177-1664 (495 amino acids)
Biological process (GO): amino acid transmembrane transport
Cellular component (GO): membrane
Molecular function (GO): L-amino acid transmembrane transporter activity
Source: RefSeq, a predicted model, not a curated record
UGAUGCCUCCUCCAGCAGCAGCAGCAGCAGCAGCAGCGUGUUGUUUGCGGGGCUGCAGAUGGGUCUGUGGCGCAGUGCUGCAGGUCAUAAACAUCAAGGGAGAAAUUUAAAGAGACAGCAAAGGUUGUCGCCAGCUGUUGGGUAGGUCCCGCUGGUUCAGCCCGGAGACCAACAUCAUGGCCAAUGGUGAAGGAUCCCACAGAGCAAACGGCAGCGCCGUUCAGUCUUCCACUUAUCAGAACUAUUCCAAAGAAAGCAUGAAGCUUAAGAAGGAGAUCACGCUGCUCAACGGGGUCAGUUUGAUUGUGGGAAACAUGAUUGGCUCUGGCAUCUUUGUCUCUCCCAAGGGCGUGCUCAUCUACAGCGCCUCCUACGGCCUGUCACUAGUCAUCUGGGCCAUUGGGGGCCUGUUUUCAGUUGUUGGGGCCCUCUGCUAUGCUGAGCUGGGCACCACAAUCACUAAAUCAGGGGCUUCAUAUGCAUACAUCCUGGAGUCAUUUGGUGGCUUCAUUGCAUUCAUUCGUCUGUGGACAUCCCUGUUGAUCAUUGAACCCACCAGCCAGGCAGUCAUAGCCAUUACGUUUGCAAACUACCUGGUACAGCCGCUGUUUGCAACUUGUGAACCACCAUACGCAGCAGCGCGCCUCAUCGCUGCUGCAUGCAUAUGUCUACUGACAUUCAUAAACUCGGCUUAUGUAAAGUGGGGCACCCGUGUGCAGGACGUUUUUACCUAUGCGAAGGUGGCGGCACUCAUCGUCAUCAUAGUUACUGGUAUUGUCAAGCUGUGUCAGGGCUACACAGACAACUUUAAGUCAUCCUUCGAGGGCUCGUCUACAGAUCCUGGGGAUAUCGCUCUGGCAAUGUACUCUGCACUCUUCUCAUAUUCUGGCUGGGACACCCUUAACUUUGUAACGGAGGAGAUCAAAAACCCAGAAAGGAACCUACCUCUAGCCAUUGCCAUUUCCAUGCCAAUUGUCACCAUCAUCUACAUUCUCACCAAUGUGGCCUACUAUGCUGUUCUGGAUGUUAGUGCUGUGCUGGCCAGUGAUGCCGUGGCUGUGACUUUUGCAGAUCACACGCUGGGUGUCAUGAACUGGAUCAUCCCCAUUGCUGUAGCUCUGUCCUGUUAUGGAGGCCUAAAUGCUUCCAUUAUAGCUGCAUCCAGGUUGUUCUUUGUAGGGUCCCGGGAGGGUCACCUUCCAGAUGCUCUUUCUAUGAUCCAUAUACAAAGAUUCACUCCAAUCCCUGCGCUGAUCUUCAAUUGCAUCAUGUCACUGAUCUACCUCACAGUGGAAGAUGUCUUCCAACUUAUCAACUACUACAGCUUCAGUUACUGGUUCUUCAUGGGUCUGUCUGUCGCCGGCCAGAUCUACCUUCGCUGGAAGCACCCCGACAGACCCCGACCUCUCAAGCUCACACUGUUCUACCCAGUGGUGUUCUGCCUGUGUGCCGUCUUCCUCGUGGCGGUUCCUCUCUACAGCGACACAGUCAACUCCCUGAUCGGGAUUGCAAUCGCCCUGUCAGGUGUUCCUGUGUACUUCCUGGGCGUCUAUCUGCCAGAGUCCAAAAGACCACCCAUCAUCAUCAAGUUGCUGCGUUCUCUCACAUUCUUCACCCAGUACACCUGCUUCUGCGUACUGACAGAGGUGGACAAAAGCCAGUAGCUUCAACUACAUAAAGACUUUACCCAUCAGUGCCAGAUAUUCACCACACAGGAGAAUCUGCUGGGAAAGAAGCCUACAGCUCUUAAUUGUACUGUUCACCAUGUUGCUGCCAGAUAAAAACAUGUUACAAUGACCUAGUAGCUGAACAUACAUCAACUAAUAUAUCAUGUAUCACAGCCGGAUCAGCAUGCAACCUUUUGAACAGCCAUGUUGUGUGUGACAGUGUGUUGUAUUAAGUCCAAAGACAUGCUGAAAUCUGUCAGCCAGGUUCUCACAGUGCCUUGUAAAAGUAUUCCAAUGGAAGGAGCACAGCAUAGCCGUUGACCUACAGGUCCUUCUCAAAAUAUUAGCAUAUUGUGAUAAAGUUCAUUAUUUUCCAUAAUGUCAUGAUGAAAAUUUAA